This is a messenger RNA of Parastagonospora nodorum SN15, 594 nucleotides long. RefSeq lists its product as hypothetical. The record is from RefSeq and is a predicted model, not a curated record. Lineage: Eukaryota; Fungi; Ascomycota; Dothideomycetes; Pleosporales; Phaeosphaeriaceae. Bases 1 to 594 code for a protein of 197 amino acids. The transcript has a single exon.
AUGUCUUCACCAACAACUGCCCUCGCCUCAGACACUCGCGUCCCCACGCGCCGCACAUCCUGGAAAUCAUACAACAACACAUACACCCCUCUAACUGCAAACCUCUCGGAGAAACAACACAUGAUCCCCCCACCCAUCAACACCACCAGCAACCCUUUCCUCGACUCCCCCUCCUCCGCCACCGACAUUGAGGCGCAAACCUCCGACCUGCCCUUCCCCCCCAAGCCCAAAAAAUCCAGCAAAUCCCGGCUGUGUGGGCAAGUCCUGUGCUCGCUGGUGUUCAUCGCGACUUGUGUCGUCGGCAUUCUUUUCCUGCUGAAUUCGGGGUUCCCAGGGGCUGUUGGGUAUGAUCGGAUCCGCGAGAUGAAGAAUGAGCUCGUCGAUACGGAGCGUGCGGUUGAGGUACUCAAGACGCAAAUGGGGGCGAUGACAGGUUAUUUUAGGGGCUUGAAUUUUAAGGGGAUGGGGGAGGGGCUGUUUGUGGGGAAUGGGACGAUGAGGGGGGCGGUCAAUGCGUCGGUGGAGGGAUGGGGAGAGGGUGGAAUGGUGGGGGACGGGAUUGUAGAUGGAAUGGUGGAUGGGGUGGGGUUGUGA